AUACGUCGACAGACCGCUGCUGUGUAUUAUUUCCUCCUCCGCCGACACAUACGACUCUCGCAGGGUAGGCGUUUUCUCGCCUGAAGUGAGUUGUUUUAUUUUGUUUCCCAGUGUAACCAGCACACUGCUCACACAGUAUGGCCUUUCGCUCGAGCUUAGAAGAAAUAUCAAACUCUUUAAUAAACGAGCGCGCGGACACUGCGGACAGCUGUGCUUCUUGCCCAACUACCGCUGAGCUAAGUAAGGCAGUAUCGGUGUCACUGGGUCUAGACUCAGUGUCCUCUCCGCUUAGCAACAUGAACCAGUGCUCCGGCAGCAGCAGCAGCAUAUUCGCAGACUUCCACCACACCAUGGAGAGUAGUUCCCGGGGAGUUCAGGAGUUACAAACGGCUCCUAAUGUCAACUCAGACAGUCUUCUAUUACGUGACACUGCCCUUAAAGACGACUUUGGAGAAGUGUGCCACGGCAUUCAGCAGGUGAGCUGCAUGGAUCUGCUCACAUCGGGGGACAUAGACAGCGCGCAGAACGGGGCGCGUGACCCUGUGUUAUCUAGGUAUGUCUGCAGGGAGUCUAACCUGUUCAUGAACCCGCAGGAAGAGCUGCCCGCGCCCUCUCAGGUGGAAGAGAUGUUGCCUUUGACUCCAUACUCUGCGUACUCCGCAAAUCCGAACCUAUACAGGGACACUCCGGGAGCGUGGUGCGCCCGAAGCAACCGAUUCGAGCCGGAGAGGGGCGGUUUAAGCGGACGUAAUUUGUUGUGCAAAUACUGUAACUGUGGGCCAGCAUCUCUCGGAUCCAUGCAGGAAUGCCACUGUCUCUGGUACAACAAGGAGGACAAAGGUGGCGUGCGAGCAGCGAUGGCACACGGCUAUGGCCAAAUGGAAAGUUACCAAAGUGCAAUUCCUCAAGGACGCGGCACUCUUUCCACUAUCAAGACUGAACCAUCUGUUUGGCUGGAUUGCUCUGAUCGCACUUUUAGGCAUGAGGAUUUGUUCCCAGGUGUGUAUCUGUCGGACAGGAGAGUGUGUCAGGUUUGCAGCGACGAUGCCUCAGGUUGUCACUACGGAGCCGUCACCUGCGGCAGCUGCAAAGUAUUCUUCAAGAGAGCCGCUGCAGGUAAGCAGAACCAUCUGUGUGCCAGCCGGAACGACUGCACCAUCGACAAGCUGCGGAGGAAAAACUGCGCCUCGUGCCGUUUAAAGAGGUGCUUCAUGUCAGGAAUGAGCCUCAAAGGUCGUAGGCUUAAGGGAGCCGGACAGCCGAGGAGCGGAGAGGAGGAGCUUCCUCCGGCUCCCUGGGGAAACAGAGAUGCCAUCUUGGAGCCUGGAAGUGCAGCUGUAGCGGCUCAAAUAGCUUGCCUGGCUUCAGGGAUUCCCCCAAGCGUCCGCUCCUGCCGCUCCCUGCUCAGCGUCUUGCAGGCCAUCGAGCCGGCUGUGGUCAAUGCCGGGCACGAUCACGCGCAGCCAGACAGCCCCGUGUCCUUGCUCACCAGCCUCAAUGAGCUGGGGGAGAGACAGCUAGUAACUGUGGUGCGCUGGGCCAAGGCAAUACCAGGUUUCCGUGACAUGCACGUGGAUGAUCAGAUGUCUGUGAUUCAGUUGUCAUGGAUGGGGGUGAUGGUGUUCGCGUUGGGAUGGAGGUCCUACACACUCACCAACAGCUCCCUGCUCUACUUUGCUCCAGACCUGGUGUUCAAUGACCAGCGGAUGCAAGUGUCCAGUAUGUAUGAACACUGUGUGAGGAUGAAGGUGCUCUCCCAAAGGUUCUGCAUGCUGAAGGUCACCCAGGAGGAGUUCCUCUGCAUGAAGGCCCUGGUCCUCUUCAGCAUCAUGCCAGUGGAGGGCCUGAAGAACCAGCGUUGUUUUGAUGAACUGCGGACCUCCUACAUAAAGGAGCUGGACCGCUUGGCGAGCCACCGCGGAGAGACCACCCGCACACAGAGGCUGUUCCAGCUCACUCAGCUGUUGGACUACCUCCAGUCGGUAAUACACACUAUUCUACACGUAUAUGACGAGGGAAAAGUCAACAGCCAUUGCGAAAUCGAACCAAAUUAAAAACAGUUCAAUCCCAGAAUAAGAGUCG
Molecule: messenger RNA, 2082 nt
Organism: Notothenia coriiceps (black rockcod)
Lineage: Eukaryota; Metazoa; Chordata; Actinopteri; Perciformes; Nototheniidae
Product: progesterone receptor-like
Exons: 8
Coding region: 138-2054 (638 amino acids)
Biological process (GO): regulation of DNA-templated transcription
Molecular function (GO): sequence-specific DNA binding; DNA-binding transcription factor activity; zinc ion binding
Source: RefSeq, a predicted model, not a curated record